Messenger RNA from Chelmon rostratus (copperband butterflyfish), 2295 nucleotides. RefSeq names its product charged multivesicular body protein 7 (gene chmp7). The record is from RefSeq and is a predicted model, not a curated record. NCBI's taxonomy places the organism in Eukaryota, Metazoa, Chordata, Actinopteri, Chaetodontiformes, Chaetodontidae. Gene Ontology annotation, cellular component: multivesicular body; ESCRT III complex; cytoplasmic side of plasma membrane. Bases 301 to 1671 code for a protein of 456 amino acids. Gene Ontology annotation, biological process: late endosome to vacuole transport via multivesicular body sorting pathway; vesicle budding from membrane. The transcript has 10 exons.
GAAACGUUAGCUUGUGUUAGCCAGAUUUCAGUGCAUCAUGGUGAAGUGAGGGUUUGCUUUGACAUCUGUCAGCAACAUGCGAGCCGCUGCGGUGAUUUUUCCCUUAACAGACCAUAUUUUAGCGUACGCGUUACCGAAGUGGUGAUAUUUGCUUCAGGUAAGACUGAGGGCAGGUAGUUGUGAGCUAACCCAACGUCAACUCGGUUCUAAGCUAGCUAGCGUUAGCUGCCUGAGCUGUCCUCUUGGAAUAACUAGCAGGUCUGUUAGCCGGUUUAUCAAGUUUAGCUUUGAGCACUAUAAAUGUCUGACUCCGCUGAAAUGACGCUGACACCUGAGUGGGACGACGACGAGCGGAUGAAUUUUAUGUUCUCCGACUUCAAGGAGAACCGAGAUGUCAACACGACGGACUGGGACAGUAAGAUGGACUUCUGGACGGCCCUGAUCAUGAAGAGCUGCAGGGACCGCGGCACCGUGUGUGUCAGCCUGCAGGAGCUGAACAAGACCUUCAGGAGGAGGGAGAAAAGCCCGCUGGGCCUGGCUACUGUCGUCCAGGCCAUGGCCAGAUGUGGGAAGAUCCAGAGGGAGUCCGAGUUUGCUGCCAAUGUGGACUGUGGCUGGCUGUCCUGGGGUGUCGGCCUGCUGCUGGUGAAGCCCCUGAAAUGGACCUUCUCCACCCUCCUGGGAAGCAGCCGGGUGCCUUUGGAGGAGUCCUUUGUUGUCAUUGAACUAGUGAAGGAGAAAGCAGCAGAAUUGCUCAGGGUGUACCGGAGCAGUGAAUUUGCGAGCAGCUCCAUCUUGUCAUUUCAAGAGCUGUGCACUCUCUCCUCUGAUGUCUGUGCUGAUGAGGGCACCCUGUGCAUGGCUCUCCUGCAGCUGCAGAGGGACAAACAAGUGACCGUUUCCUUGCACGAUGGCGAGAAGAUUGUUAAGUUCUGUCAGCCUGGGCUGGAUCGUGUUUCCCCAGUCAGUGAUGUGGAUGUAGGCAUUUACCAGCUGCAGCGCAGUGAGAAGCUGCUGGGAGAGCGAGUGGAGAAACUGGGCUUUGAGGCUGACAAAUGCAAAGAGGAAGCAAGGCUGCUGCUCCGGGAAGGAAAGAAAUCACAGGCACUGAGGUGUUUAAAAGGCCGCAAAAGGGUUGAAAAGAGGGCAGACAACUUGUUUGCUAAACUGGAGUCCAUCAGAGGAAUCCUGGACAGGAUAGCCCAGUCACAGACCGAUAAGAUGGUUAUGCAAGCGUAUCAGGCUGGAGUGGCGGCGCUGAGGCUCUCUCUGAAGGACGUGACUGUGGAACGUGCUGAGAACCUCGUGGAUCAAAUCCAGGAGUUGUGUGACACUCAAGAUGAGGUGAACCAGACCAUAUCCAGCGGAGUGGCGGGCGCAGAUGAAGACGUGGAUGAGUUGGAGGAAGAACUGAAGUCUUUGUUGGACGAGUCAAAGCCGGAUUCCAUCUCAGGUUUACCUGAAGUUCCAGCGGGCCCCCUGCGACCCCCCGGGGGGCCGAGCCUCCCGGCCGUCGACCUGCUCGGCUCUCUGCCCGCUGUCCCGUUCACACACCUGAACAUCACAGCUGAGCAGCUGGAGGAAGAACUGAAUCAGUUAACGCUCACAGAUUCAGGCUCCGAACAGAAGACAACGACAUCGCCAGCCAGGAGACUAGAGCCGGCGCAGUGAUGACACAGGUGUGAAGCUCUGCAUCAACAUAUCAAACUGUUUCUCUAAAGCUUUUCUGUGAGCCAGAGUUCAUAGAAGUUAAAGACAAUAACUAAAGUAAUUGAGCUUGUUGUGAAAUCGAUAUCAGGAUGAAAACGAGGCACUUUCCUUCAUUUCAUGAAAAUAAAAAUGCCUUUACUGUGGCAGCAUGCCAAAAAGGAUUUUUAAAAAUAUUUUUUCAAUAAUAAACGAACUUGAAAGCUUUUCGAUCGUCUCUGCCAUCAGAUCUGAAGGAGCUCAAGUCAAAAGCGAACAUUUUAAUGAUUUAAAAUAUGCUCUUUGAUAUGCCGCCACUAGGAAUGCUUUUAAUUUUCUGGUAUUUUUGACGAGAGUCUGAACAAAUAUAAAUACAUGUCAUUUGUAGUGUGUUGUGAUGUCUUUAAAUGUCCCUCACUGGCAGUAUUAUAAAGUGUAUUAAGUGGCCUUUUGAACUGUAAAUAUGAAACUUAACGUAAAGAGAAUAUUACGCCAAAUGAUUUACAGUCACAAAUAUAUUUAGUCUCAUUGCAACAUACAUGUGAGGACGCCUACCUUAUGUGAGUUUAACCAAAUAUGUUUCUCAAAAUAAAAUUUAUUUUAAUCACU